GCGCUAGCGAAUGGCGGAAGAGUAGAGUUGCCCGGCCGCAACGCUAGACAGCCUGGCCGGGUUGGCUGCCGCAACGCGGCGCGUGGCUUUAGGAUGGGACCGCUCGCUAGGCUGGUUACACAAUGCAUUACUUUUGUUAGCCCCGCUAGCAUGGCUAUUGUGCUUACGAUAUUGCUUGGUUUUCCACAGCAUUAUCCAAGCAUGCCUAGCCUGGCAAUCACUUGUGGGGCCAAGGCCUAUUUUGUCAUGUUUGUGGGAAAAGUCAUGAAAUUAAUACACAUAACAGAAUAGGCCCUAGCUAGGCCUACGGUAUCUGCCAGUAGCUGUAUCCCCAGUGUGAUCAAGGGACAGACAUUGACAGUCUGGGAUUUGGGAGGAGAGUGCCUGGACCACGAUGAGGAUAAUAAUCUUAGCUGGCGGUUAUGGAACUCGUCUUCAGAGGGAUUUGCGGAACCAUGAUCCACAGGGGGUGUACAGACACCUUCAGGGCAUGCCCAAAGCACUGCUUCCUAUUGGCCAUCGGCCGCUAAUAUCUCAUUGGAUGGAGACGCUUUGGAAAUGCAGAAGUCAAAUAGAUGAGAUAUAUGUUGUGUGUAACGACUUUUACUUCAAAAUGUUUGAGGAUUGGGCCAAAGAUUGGGAAGAGGCUGUCUUGUUCAACGAUGGCACCGGCACAAACGAGACCAGGCUGGGAGCUGUCGCCUGCAUCUAUUUGCCGGUUGACAGAAUCGGUUUUGAAGACGACGUGACGGUCAUUGGAGGGGACACGCUCUUCAAGGACGACUUUGACUUGGCGUCUGUCUGGCAGGAAUUUAGACGGCGUCAGCAGCAGACCCCAGAUGCUAGUCUGGUGCUGGCCUGUCCCUGCACAGAUGAAGACACGGUGAAAGUGGGCAUCUUGGAGACAGACGACAAAAGAGUGACCGCCUUCUUGGAGAAACCAGGACCCAGCCAAACUACUUCCAGAAAAUCGUGCCCUUGCUUCUACGUCCUGUCCAAAGCCAGUCUGCCGCUCAUCGAGCAAUACUUGGAAGAAAGGAAGGAGGGACCAGUCGAAGGGAGGGACGCUACCGGCAACUUUAUACAGUAUCUUUAUCCAAGGUUGCCCGUUUACACGUAUGAUAUAACUGCAAGGUUUGACGUCGGCGCUCUGUCUUCCUAUAUAUCGUGUCACCAGUACUUUCUUCGCCAGGGCAGUCUCCAGAGCAGAGACGAAAUCAAAAUGUCGAAGCAACAUCCAAAGGGAGAAGGGCAUAUGAUGCAAAAGUCCAAAUCUAAAAGGUUACCAGCGACUUUUCUCCCUGGUUUCCAUGACAAGGGGGCAGUGGAAUGCAUGCGGUACAACACACUUGGGAAAACAGGCCUGGAGGUUUCACUGAUAGGGCUAGGUGGAUCUCCCUUUGGUAGUGUGUUCCAUCCCAUGUCGCUAGAGAUGGGUUCCAAGGUCGUCCGUAAGGCGCUGCAGAGCGGCAUCAACUACAUUGACACGUCGCCGUAUUACGGCAAUCGCAAAUCAGAGACCAUGUUGGGCAAGAUUCUGAAAGACAUACCCAGGGAGGCGUACUACAUCGCCACCAAGGUCGGACGGUACAAGCCCAACGUGGAGGAGAUGUUUGACUUCUCGGCCGAGAAGACGCUGAGCAGCGUGGACGAAAGCCUCCGAUUGCUGGGCCUGGACUAUGCAGACAUCAUACAGGUACAUGAUAUCGAGUUUGCUCCAAACCUGGAUGUUGUCCUUAAGGAGUGCUUACCCGCUCUGGAAUGCGUCAAGAAAGCAGGAAAGGCCAGGUUCAUCGGAAUCACCGGCUUCCCGUUGGACAUGUACAGAAAUAUCCUGGAACGUAGCACUGUGCCGAUUGAUGUAGCUCUUAGUUACUGCCAUCUUACUUUGCAUGAUACGUCUCUACUGGAUCUCAUCCCGUAUUUGAAGGAGAAAGGUCUAGGUAUCAUCAACGCAUCACCCAUCAGCAUGGGGCUACUCACCCACCGCGGUCCCCCCGACUGGCACCCGGCUCCCGCGGCUAUCAAGGAGGCCUGCCGCGAGGCCGCCCUCUACUGCCAGUCACUGGGUGUCGACAUCUCUAAGCUGGCCAUGCAUUACACCCUGUCCCAGAAUGCCACCGACCUCACCUUGGUCGGCAUGGAUACGGAAGAGAUCGUGCGGAGCAACCUGGAAAUUGCACUGGGGACGCUGACGGAACUGGAGAAGGAAACGUUAGAUCAUAUCCUUAAAAGGUUCUUUGAACCCCUGAAAAACAAGAGUUGGGAAGGAAUUGAAGUGAAAAACUACCGUGCCAAGUUGAAAGAUGUGGAGGGAGCGUGCCAUUGAUGUAUUGUGCCCAGACUUCCCGAGGCGUUUUUCCUGAGAAACAAAUGGGUGAAUCCUCCGGAUCACUCCUCCACCAUGCAGGAAACCAAGGACACAUUCUACUCUUCCAGCUGGGCUCUAAAUUCCUCAAUCCGACAAAACUCUCCUAAUGGGUCUCAAAGGCUCAGAGAUGUGUAGGGUCACUUUGAAUGCUUCAUGUCCUUAAAAUUUUGAAAUCGAAGUAUCAAGUUUUACAACAGUUUCUAACAAUUUUACUGAAGGUAUCUUUUUUUUCUUAACAUUUGGGGAAAAAAAUAAUUCUAAGACAUGUAGUGCUCUUAAUUUUUCGUUUCUGUGUCUUUUGUAUUGGCUAUACAAAGACGAGAUGAAGAUUUCGGGGUAAAUGUGUUCUAUACCUUGUUAUUGGCUUUAGGAUGUUCUUCCAUAAUGGUUCUAAAUUUCUUUAUUGGGUUGAUUGGGUGAUGUUCUGUAGUUAUUUUCUCUGAUCAAGUGCAAACUCUUUUGUGGUGUGACAGUUUAAAAGAGUGAAAUAAAAGGAACUUUUCAAAAUAAAAAAGGGAUUCUCGUAAAGGGAGCUGAUUGAAUGAACACCAUGGAAGCAGAGUUGCUGACUCGACUUGUGACUUGACUUGGACAAAAUGACUUGUUACCAACCCAUCAGAUGCUACUCGACCGGCCCCAUAUAGUUUUAUAACUCAUAACCUUGUAAAUUGACGCCUGGUUCUUUUUGCUUAUUACUGCUGGACAAAAUAAUGUGCAGCUUGACUUGUACUUGGAUAAAGAGA
Acanthaster planci (crown-of-thorns starfish) is the source of this 3114-nucleotide messenger RNA. RefSeq lists its product as uncharacterized. Gene Ontology annotation, biological process: biosynthetic process. The record is from RefSeq and is a predicted model, not a curated record. NCBI's taxonomy places the organism in Eukaryota, Metazoa, Echinodermata, Asteroidea, Valvatida, Acanthasteridae. Gene Ontology annotation, molecular function: L-galactose dehydrogenase activity. Gene Ontology annotation, cellular component: cytosol.